CUGUGUUUAUGCGAUCGGCCACCGUCGGAAUUUUUCUUCGCUGUCUUGUAAACCAGUCGAACCGAUUUCCACAAUCAUUUGAGUUUUGAACACGAUUCAACGUCGACGUACAUUCAGACACAGCCUACAGUGUGGUCAGUGUUCUGCUCGCUACGCCAAUUGAACGUGUUGUCAACAGUCUUUAUCGCAGUUUCAACAUUUCAAAGGUCCAUACAAAAAUGAAUAAUCCACCCACUACAUCCAACCAAGUCUAUCCAGAACACGAACACCAUGUUCUACAUGGUACCCAUUACCGUUGUAUCCAUCAGAUUCCAUCAUUCAUGGCAAAUAUGCCACCAUCAGAGGAUUCUCCAGAAAUAGAAAAUCCUAAUAGACUAGUAACGGAGUGUGCACUAUUGACUAAAUGGAAAAAGUUUAUGCUGCUGUCACUACUCGAUGACUGGAACAUGAAAUUCUUAUACAAAACUUUGGCCGAAGCACUGGUCGAUAUCCACACAUUGCAAUUCAUCACGCCGGAGCAGUGCGAAUCAGUGUUGACUGGUUAUCCUCCGGGCAUAAGAAUCAAAUUCAUCGCCGAAGUGACACAAUUACAACAAGAAUUUAAAAAUUCGCAAUUCUUUGCGCCUACGUUUGCCAACACGUACUUGUAAUUUUUCGUAUCGUAAUUCUCAAACAAUCAAAAAAAUAUUAUAAUAGUAAUAAUUAUAUUUUUAUUAAGUUGAAUAGAAUAAUUUCCCAUGAUAUUACCUAUAAUAUACCUAUAUGGAUAUAAUUAUU
This is a messenger RNA of Rhopalosiphum padi (bird cherry-oat aphid), 777 nucleotides long. RefSeq lists its product as uncharacterized. The record is from RefSeq and is a predicted model, not a curated record. NCBI's taxonomy places the organism in Eukaryota, Metazoa, Arthropoda, Insecta, Hemiptera, Aphididae. The coding region runs from base 219 to 650 and encodes 143 amino acids. The transcript has 3 exons.